This is a messenger RNA of Vigna umbellata (rice bean), 1722 nucleotides long. NCBI's taxonomy places the organism in Eukaryota, Viridiplantae, Streptophyta, Magnoliopsida, Fabales, Fabaceae. The record is from RefSeq and is a predicted model, not a curated record.
AUGAACCGGGAUCAGUUGUUUGUUUCUCAUUUUUAUGGUUUCUCGUUGUUGCAACACAGGUCAAGAUCUCUGCCAGACUCUAAAAUUUUUUUAACAAUCCUUUCACAAUGCACUGAUGUUUCUGGAGUCACAAACAAGGUCACUCCUCCUCCUUGCCAAUCAUUGCCAGAGAAAGAGCAACUCCAAUGUCUUCUUCCAACCAAAAACACAAACUCUUCCAACCAAAAACACAAUCACAGAAACGGAGAAAAUCCAACGCCUAAACGCCACCACGCCGCCGCCGCCGCAUCCUCGCCGCUCCAUCAUCGCAGCCGCCAUCGCAGUACCGUCGUUGCUCUCUCGCGGCAUCGUCGCGGGCUCUCUCGCCGCCUCACCGUCGCGGGCUCUCUCGCCUCACCGUCACAGGCUCUCGCCGCACCAUUGCGAGCUCUCUCUUCUUCUUGGCCGUGGGCACCGUCUUGGGUUAGAGAUCUUAUUGAUACACAGAAAGUGGAAGCAAUUAUAGGACCUGAUACAUGGAAAGAGACAACUUUAGUGGCUGAUAUUUGUAGCCAAAAUCAUGUUUUGGCCAUCCCUCCGUUAAGCUCCUCUUCACUGCCUCAAGAACUAGAGAAACUUAGGAAUGGCUAUUGCAGAGUUUUGUUGUUAAUUUGUCAGUUCCUUUGGGCCAUAAACCUAUUUCAAACUGCAAAGAAAUUGAAAAUGAUGGAGAAAGGUUAUGUGUGGAUCGUUACUGAUCCUCUUACAAAUCUUGUCCAUUCAUUGAACUCUUCUACUAUAUCAUCAAUGCAAGGGAUAGUUGGAGUAAAGAGCUACUUCCCAGAAAUAGGGCUUCAAUACGAGGACUUCUACUCUAAAUUUAGAAAAAAGUUUAGCUUAGAGAACCCUCAUGAGCUUAAUAAUGAGCCUGGGAUAUUUGCAGCACGUGCUUAUGAUGCUGCAUGGACUCUAGCUCUAUCCAUGAUCCAAACAACCAACAAAAAAGAUCAAACGUUACUGGAUAAGAUCAUCAAUGUGAUGGGGAAAGAUUAUAAGAAAAUUUGGGUUCUGGACAAAGGGACUAGGUUUCUCAAAUACUAUAGGCCAAAAUGCUGCUUUCAAUUCUUCAAUGAGGAACUUGGACAAGUUUUAUGGCCAGGAAGACCUUGGGGAAUACCAAGAGGAUGGAUUCCAGCAUUGGAUAAACCACUUAGAAUUGGGGUCCCCGUUUUGGCCACAUUGAAACAAUCCGUAACUGUAAUUCACGACCAAACAGAAAAUACCACCACGUUCCAAGGAUUCACCAUUGAUCUUUUUAGAGAAACUAUGGAGUUGUUGCCCUAUCACUUGCCCUACAAAUUCUAUCCUUUCAAUGACACGUACGAUAAUUUGGUGAAGCAAGUUUAUUUGAAGAACCCCAAUUUUCCCAAUCAGAACUCAGAUCCCAAUUUUUCUUCUGUUUCUCCACUCCCGUCCCCCUCCUUUCCUCUCUGCAACCCUUCCUUUCUCCACUCUCGUCUCCCUCCCUUCUUCUCCUACAACCCUUCCUUUAUCCACUCUCCUCUCCCUCAACUCCACCAUUCCCUCACCACCCUCUUCUCCCCCCCAUCCCCAAAACGAUAUUGGUUCUUAGGGUUUUGGCACUCAGAGGUGGAGGCAGCUGUAGGACCUGCGACGUACCCCAAGACGGUGCCCACGGCCAAGAAGAGAGAGAGCUCGCAAUGGUGCGGCGAGAGCCUGUGA